AUGGCUGACGGUCUUACCAUAACGUCAACUGUCCCUCUGCACACCCGCGCCCUCUCGACCAGCCAAAAUGCCAGUAACAGCGCUGAACCUAUCCAUAUGCCCCGCCUCGGCUUCGGGGUCUACCGCUCCGAUCCUUCAGUCUGCCAGACCUCAAGCGUGUCCGCCAUCCGCGCCGGCUAUCGCCACAUCGACAGUGCACAGUUCUAUCGCAACGAAGCCGAAGUCGGCCAGGCGGUCAUCGAGUCCGGCGUGCCACGCAGUGAAAUCUUCUCGACCACCAAGAUCCUCUCCGCUGGCGGGUCCGUGGACGCGAGCUACCGGAAAUGCGUCGAGAGCGUGCGGAAGCUCGAUCCCGGAGAGGACGGAAGCGGAGGCUACGUCGAUCUGUUCUUGAUCCACAGCCCGAAUUCGGGGCGUGAGGGCCGGCGUGAGAUGUGGCUGGCGCUCGAACGGCUGUGGGCUGAGGGCAAGGCAAAAGCGAUUGGAGUGAGUAAUUGGGGUAUUGGGCAUAUCAAGGAAAUGCAGGAGUAUGCUACCGCGGUUUGGCCGCCUCACGUCGAACAGAUUGAACUGCACCCGUGGUGUCAGCAGAGAGAGCUGGUGGCGUAUUGUGAGAAGCUGGGCACUGUGGUACAAGCGUAUUGCCCGAUUGUGAGGAACUACAAGGCCAAUGAUGGAACGUUGAAAGGACUGGCCGCGAAGAAUGGGAGGAGCACGGCUCAGGUGCUGGUCAGAUGGUCUUUGCAGAAAGGAUACGUGCCGCUGGUCAAGAGUGAUAACGAGGGUCGGAUCAAAGAGAACGCGGACGUUUUCAGCUGGGAGUUGACUGAGGAGGAUAUGAAUGUCUUGGAUGCAUUGGAUGAGGGAGAGGCAGGCAGUAUCGUGCAGGUCGCGAAGAAUACGCUCUGA
Cyphellophora europaea CBS 101466 is the source of this 909-nucleotide messenger RNA. RefSeq lists its product as uncharacterized. Gene Ontology annotation, molecular function: oxidoreductase activity. Bases 1 to 909 code for a protein of 302 amino acids. Lineage: Eukaryota; Fungi; Ascomycota; Eurotiomycetes; Chaetothyriales; Cyphellophoraceae. The transcript has a single exon. The record is from RefSeq and is a predicted model, not a curated record.